GACCGGUUGGCUCCCUGAGGGGCUCCUCUGUUCUCCCUGCGCCAGGCUACGUGCACUUCCGGCUGCAGUACCCCGAGCUCUUCGACAGCCUGUCCCUGGAGGCGGUCCGCUGCACAGUCGAGGCCGGCUACCCCGGCGUCCUCUCCAGUCGGGACAAGUACGGCCGAGUGGUCAUGCUCUUCAACAUCGAGAACUGGGACUGCGAAGAAAUCACCUUUGACGAGAUCUUGCAGGCCUAUUGCUUCAUCCUGGAGAAGCUGCUGGAGAACGAGGAGACCCAGAUCAACGGCUUCUGCAUCGUGGAGAACUUCCGGGGCUUCACGCUGCAGCAGGCUGCGGGGCUGCGGGCCGCCGACCUCAGGAAGAUGGUGGACAUGCUCCAGGACUCCUUCCCGGCCCGGUUCAAGGCCAUCCACUUCAUCCACCAGCCCUGGUACUUCACCACCACCUACAACGUGGUGAGGCCCUUCCUGAAGAGCAAGCUGCUCCAGAGGGUCUUUGUCCACGGAGAUGACCUCUCCGGCUUCUUCCAGGAGGUCGACAAGGACAUCCUGCCCACCGACUUUGGGGGCACCCUGCCCAAGUACGAUGGCAAGGUGGUGGCUGAGCAGCUCUUCGGCCCGCGGGCCCACGCCGAGAGCACGGCCUUCUGAGGACACUCCUGCCUCCGAUCCCUAGUUAGCAUCCCUGGGCCUCUCCCCCGUGCCCCGGACCCAGAGGCUGGGAAAAGGGCUGCCUGGGGGGGCUGGGGUCCCUGACCCUCCCUGAGCUUGGGUGAGCUCAGGCGUCACCCUCCUCCUAAGUCCGGGGGCAACAAACCAGGGGGAAUUCGCUUGAACAAGAAGAAUUGGGGGCCCUAGCCGGUUCGGCUCAGUGGAUAGAGCAGCCAUGGGCAAACUACAGCCCGUGGGCCGGAUCCGGCCCGUUUGA
Molecule: messenger RNA, 930 nt
Organism: Myotis lucifugus (little brown bat)
Lineage: Eukaryota; Metazoa; Chordata; Mammalia; Chiroptera; Vespertilionidae
Gene: RLBP1
Product: retinaldehyde binding protein 1
Exons: 4
Cellular component (GO): membrane
Molecular function (GO): phosphatidylinositol bisphosphate binding
Source: RefSeq, a predicted model, not a curated record